Molecule: messenger RNA, 483 nt
Organism: Symbiodinium sp. CCMP2456
Lineage: Eukaryota; Dinophyceae; Suessiales; Symbiodiniaceae
Source: the annotation of a GenBank genome assembly
AUGUCUCAGUGUCAGGAGCGAAAGUAUGUGAGGAGUAAAGCCCAAGCUUUGGCGGCAUCUGCAUUCCAAGCUUCUGCCUUGAGGCAAGCAGGCUGCACCAUCGUGCAGGCGACUCGGGCAGAGGAGUUGAUGGAGCUGGCCAUUGAGGCUCCUGAUGUGAAGCCUCCAAAGCGGAGUCGAGCUCGCUACUUCUACUGUGCUGCAGGCAUCAUUGUGUUUGUCAUUCUUCUGCUCGUGGCAGUUGUCGUUCUGGAGGUGUCGCAAGCAUCUCAAGGUUGGGAGGUGGGAACAUGCAGCAUGACGCUUUUCCACAACCAGACCUGCUUUCAGGCCUUCGCUAUGCACGUUGUGUAUUCUUUGACAGUCAGCUUAACCGAGAUUUCCUGCAUCUCUCUGUUCGGCUUAAGGUUCAGAGAUGUGAUCAUACUCAUUUACUCGCCUUGCAUUUACGGGUCCAUGAUUUCUUUUGUUUCUGCCUGCUGA